Molecule: messenger RNA, 957 nt
Organism: Xiphias gladius (swordfish)
Lineage: Eukaryota; Metazoa; Chordata; Actinopteri; Istiophoriformes; Xiphiidae
Gene: rhoaa
Product: ras homolog gene family, member Aa
Exons: 5
Coding region: 318-899 (193 amino acids)
Biological process (GO): stress fiber assembly; small GTPase-mediated signal transduction; cell migration
Cellular component (GO): dendritic spine; cleavage furrow
Molecular function (GO): GTPase activity; GTP binding
Source: RefSeq, a predicted model, not a curated record
UGCUUAAUUGCUUUGUGUGCAAGAGUAUUUGCUAGAUUUAAGCAAUAUAGUGCAGUCUUAACAUUUCAUCUGUCCAGCUUGAAAAGAGGCCAACUGUCCCGAAGAACUAAGCCAAGUUAGCAAGCUAACAGUGAAGCUUCCAUAGAUGGAAUAGAACCUGCUGCUAGCUACAAGUUAGCUGCCACUUUGGUGAUUCACAUAGGCCAAAAGAUAAUUUUGAUUAAAAAUUAGGUAGCAUUAGGAUGGCAAAUUAUCUGUAACGCGUAGCAAUUCACCAGAGGUUAAGUUGACAAGUACAAUAGCCCUUUACAUAAGAGAUGGCUGCAAUCAGAAAGAAACUAGUGAUAGUUGGUGAUGGAGCUUGUGGCAAAACCUGUCUGCUCAUAGUGUUCAGCAAAGAUCAGUUCCCUGAGGUUUAUGUUCCCACUGUGUUUGAAAACUACGUGGCAGAUAUUGAAGUGGAUGGUAAACAGGUGGAGCUGGCUCUUUGGGACACAGCAGGUCAGGAGGACUACGACCGACUGAGGCCUCUGUCCUAUCCAGACACAGAUGUCAUCCUCAUGUGUUUUUCCAUUGACAGCCCUGACAGUUUAGAGAAUAUUCCAGAGAAGUGGACUCCUGAGGUCAAGCACUUCUGUCCCAAUGUGCCCAUUAUUCUUGUGGGAAACAAAAAAGACCUGCGAAAUGAUGAGCACACACGACGAGAGUUAGCUAAGAUGAAACAGGAACCAGUGAAGUCAGAUGAAGCGAGGGACAUGGCUAACCGGAUCAAUGCCUUUGGUUACUUGGAGUGCUCGGCUAAGACUAAGGAUGGUGUGAGGGAGGUAUUUGAGAUGGCCACCAGGGCAGCGCUGCAGGCCAAAAGACGGGGCAAGAAGAGCGGCUGUUGCCUUCUAUAGAGUGUCAGGUUACACAGGAUUGGGAGGGAAUGGAGAAAUAAACAAGGCCAAAAAAAAA